UUUAUAGUUUGCGGUAGCUUUGUCAAAACCUACAGCGCACAAACCGAUUCAAGGCCCGAUUAAAGCUGGUGCUCAUAUAUACCCAGAGGUUACCUAUUUAAGCCCUAAGCGAAUUUAAAUCGUUUUAAAUUAAAACAGUGCAGAAUAUAAAGUUAUGGAUGCUAGCAGCUAUGAAACUCCACCAGCAAGCGGAAUCUUUGUCCCGCCCAUCAGUUUAAAGGAGAGAUAUUCUUUGCCGCCAUUUUUAAGCAACAGCGACGGUGCUAAGUAUAUUAAAGACCAAGUAACGAAGGUACGACGCCCGUUCCGACAGCAGUGGCCGCACAAGAAAGAAGAUACAGCGCAAACAACCACAGACAGCACCCCUUUGCACAGCGCCGCGUUCACUGAAGUAGCCCCUGCGUCAGAAACGUCAUUACCCGACAUUGAAGUAAAAGGGAACCAAAACCCAUUUCGUCAUUUCCUCUUUCCACCCAGAAAUGACGUCGAUAUUAAUCCCAGCUCUCUUGUAUCCGCUGAUGACGUCAAUAGACCGAGCGCUAACGGAAAAGUAACUUCUGCGUCGUUUACUAACUUAGCAACGGGCGAGGAAAUAAGCGAAGAUAUGCCGCUGUAUAAUCAACUUAGAGAAGGGUCUAACCAUCUUGGAAGAAGAAAGUCCAUCGCCAGCUUCAGUACUCCGCCUGAGGAUCAAAAGGGUCCAGGCAGACGGAGAACUAUUGGUGUUCCCUCGAACCGCUACACACGUAAAGGUAAAGAGAGAGAUUCAAUUCGGAAGUCAAGCUCAAGAAGUCCUUCUAAUUUUACGGGGAGUGAAAUGUUGCACAAUCUGGAAUCAGGGUCCGACCAGCAACGUUGGAAAAACAAGGCGCAUUCCCAGCCUUAUGUUAUUAACCACAAAAUGCUGCAGCGACGCUUACGAGUUGGUUAUUUAUCUCAUGAGUUUGUACGGUCACUGUACAGGAGAAACAGAAGCAUCCGAGACAGAGUUUCAAACUCGGUUCCUUAUAGGCCAAUCGACAGAUUCCGACGAAUCGUUUCAAUAAUCCGUCUUCUGAUUCGAUGUUUGGACCGCAAAGUUUCAAUGGUGUCCCAAAUCAGCCAAAUGUCAUUUGCUCUCCUUUCACGAGAGAUGACGGUCACUCGAACCUACACUGAAGGAUUGUAUUUCGACAGCUCGGAGUAUAAAGCUACCACAGAGGCAAAGCUGAAUGAAAAAGUUCGAAACAUCUUAACGAUCGUCCCUUACCGAAGAACAGAAAAGCAAGUCUCAUAUGCCUUGAAGCGUCUUCGUGCAGCAGUAGAAGAAUUUGCAGAGUUUCCAUUACGAAUGCAAGAAGCGCUGGUGAAGGUUGCUUGGUUGGACGAAUUUGAACCGAAACGUGUGAUCAUUAGGCAAGGCCACAAAGCUGAAACUUUUUAUUUCAUUAUUUCUGGAACAGCCCUUGUAACGAAGAAUCGCUUAAAUUCUUCUGGUGAUGGAUAUGUGGAAACGGUACAAAUCCUAAAGCGCGGUAAAAGCUUCGGUGAAUUGGCAAUUGUUCGACACGAACAAAGAACGAGUAACGUCGUCAGUCAAACCCAACUGACGUUAUUGACCGUGGCAAGAGAUGAAUUCAUUGAUAUUUUCAUGCACAGAAUGGACGGAGAAGAACCUGAAUUCAUUACAUUUCUAAGCAAGUUACCAGAGUUUCAGGGCUUCCCACUUUAUAAACUACCACGAAGAAAACCAGAGACCUGUGCCUUCACAUACUUUCGGGUUGGAGUUGUUAUUUGCGCGGACAGUAGCAAAAGUGACAUGAUAGUUAUUGUUAAGUCGGGUUUUUGCCGUGUGAUUAAAAAGCUCAAAGUUACAAAACCGAAUCUUCCCGGCUUGCAAAAAGCUCCUGAAAGCUUUACCUACGACAAAGCAAACCUUGAUAAUAUCAAAAAAACAAGAUUUGGGCAAAGAGCUUCCAAUAUUCUGACAUCCCCAACUUCACCUGUUUCCCUGCUUACUGGACCAAAACGUCGCAUGAUAAAUUAUGCUCAGCCAAUCAGGAGAACAAGGACUGACCUUAACCUUGCACUGUACGAGCCUAACUACAUACCAAAGCACACAUUGACAAACACCUCUCUCCCAGGUUCGCUAAAUGAGCAUAGAAAUGAAAUUUUACUUCGUCAUAUGAGGUGGCAGAAUGAGCAUCCGAUAUCUCGAGAUACUUUUGCUCUUCUAAUGACUGGGAGGGAAGAAGAAGAAGAUGACGAUGAUGAUGUUGAUAAAUUUCAACAAUAUGUUCAAAGAUCUUCAUUUGACCACUCAGAAGAUGAUUUUGGACGAAGAGAUUCACUGCAGAGUAAUUUUCGAAGCCAGAUUUUGCGGAGAAGCAGGAAAAGUUUGGCUAAUGCUUGGAUGUAUAAAGGGAAUAAAAAGGUUUCUACUGCAAGUUCUAUGCUGCCUACCCUCAAUGAAACAUUAUCAACACCUGGAUAUGAAUCUGAAGCUGCCCAAGAAAAUAAAGAAGUUUGCGUGCACAUCCAAACUCUAGGAGAAAGAGACAUAUUUGGUUUGCUUCCAAUACUCUUUGAUGCUUCAGAAGGUGCAACGUCUGUAUCCCUGGUGUCAGAAGGCUCAGAGUGCAUACUGAUCAGCAAAGAAUUUUUUCUCAAACAUUUUGACGAGGAAUUGAGAGAACGACUUGUGAGAAUGGUGCAACCUUAUCCUACUGAGGAGAAACUACAGAUGAAUAUGCAAGAACAAACGAAUUGGGAUGCCUACAAAUUCGUGACAGUUCACAAUCACAUUAUCAACCAAAUGAAAUUAAAAAACUUUGCCUCAUCCAAGGCAGGAUACGAAACUUCGCCGAGAAACAUAAAAUAUAAAUAUUUUGUACCAAGAUAAUGAAAUAAAAUA
This is a messenger RNA of Ciona intestinalis (vase tunicate), 2893 nucleotides long. Lineage: Eukaryota; Metazoa; Chordata; Ascidiacea; Phlebobranchia; Cionidae. The record is from RefSeq and is a predicted model, not a curated record.